Messenger RNA from Aspergillus terreus NIH2624, 1230 nucleotides. Its product is annotated as MOSC domain protein. Gene Ontology annotation, molecular function: catalytic activity; pyridoxal phosphate binding; molybdenum ion binding. Lineage: Eukaryota; Fungi; Ascomycota; Eurotiomycetes; Eurotiales; Aspergillaceae. Bases 1 to 1230 code for a protein of 409 amino acids. The transcript has 3 exons. The record is from RefSeq and is a predicted model, not a curated record.
AUGCAGAUCAGCCAGCUGUACACCUACCCGAUCAAAUCCCUCCGCGGCGUCUCGCUUUCCGAAGCCAACCUCACCAGCACCGGAUUCCAAUAUGACCGUCGCUUCAUGCUCCUCAAGGUCAGGACGGCCGACGACGGCACAACCACCCUCAAGAACAUGCACGUCCCUCACUUCCCCGAGAUGUCUCUCUUCCUGACCGAGCUCGUCUUCCCAACUCCAACCAUCAAAUCUCGCGCCAAUCCCAAGGGCAUCGACGACGCCGACACAACCGGCAAAAUCAUUGUCACCUACAGGCCCCCCGGCGCCGACACGGCCGCGCGCACGCUCGAUGUGCCCCUGCAACCGGACGUCCGCGGCCUCGAGAAACUCAAAAUCACCAUGCACCAGAGUCCCACGACCGCGUACAACAUGGGCCCUGCUUACAAUGACUGGUUCAGUGCGUGUUUCGGGUACCCUGUCGUGCUGGCGUAUCUGGGACCGCACUCGCGGCGCGUGCUGGGCAGCUUCGCGCCGGGGAAGAGUCCCGCGCACCGCGCAACGUCCACGUCGCUGUUGGCGCCGGCGGUGUCGCUGCGGUCGGUCGCGGUGCUCGCGGGCGUGACCCUGGUGCUGAACGUCGUCGGCAGAAUGCCAUCGGAGAGUGUGGAGUCGCCCGCGGAGACGGCAUGGCGCCUGCUGCCGGGGAUCCUGGCGCCGAUGGCGGCACUACUCGUCUCGUGUCUGAUACUCCUGUUGGCGCGCGGCCGCGCAGACGAGAAAAUCACCUUUGCAGAUACGGCACCGUACAUGCUAACGUCGACGAGGUCGCUGGACGACGUGUCGGCAAGGCUGCCUGACGGCGAGGAAAUGGAUAUAACCAAGUUCCGGCCGAACAUUGUGGUCUCUGGGGCGGAGACGGCGUGGGAGGAGGACUUUUGGGCGGAGCUGACGGUGGGCGAGGAGAAUGUACGGCUGUUGCUUACGGCGAACUGUGUGCGGUGUCAGAGUAUUAAUGUCGACUAUGCGACGGGGUCCAUGGGCAAGGGGGAGUCGGGGAAUGUGCUGAAGAAACUGAUGAAGGAUCGACGGGUCGACCGCGGGAUGAAGUAUAGUCCGGUCUUUGGCCGGUAUGUGUUCCUGGAUCGGGGAUCGGAAAAUGCGCGCGUCCGCGUUGGCGAUGAGGUGGUUGUGUCGAGACGGGUGCAGGAGCGGAUGGUCUAUGAUUGGCCAGGUCUGACGACAUUGAAGUGA